Messenger RNA from Phacochoerus africanus (Common warthog), 632 nucleotides. RefSeq names its product NEDD8 ubiquitin like modifier (gene NEDD8). The transcript is spliced from 4 exons. Gene Ontology annotation, biological process: modification-dependent protein catabolic process; regulation of proteolysis; protein neddylation. The coding region runs from base 115 to 360 and encodes 81 amino acids. Lineage: Eukaryota; Metazoa; Chordata; Mammalia; Artiodactyla; Suidae. The record is from RefSeq and is a predicted model, not a curated record. Gene Ontology annotation, molecular function: ubiquitin protein ligase binding; protein tag activity. Gene Ontology annotation, cellular component: nucleus; cytoplasm.
CAGUGACCCGGAAGCAGAAGUGACUUCUACAGGCGGAGUGCUGGGGAGCGGUAGCGGCGACCGCAGCGGCAGAAGCAGCAAUUUACCUGUGUGCAGCUCUAAACUGGGAGGAAGAUGCUAAUUAAAGUGAAGACGCUGACGGGAAAGGAGAUUGAGAUUGACAUUGAACCCACAGACAAGGUGGAGCGAAUCAAAGAGCGUGUGGAGGAGAAAGAGGGAAUUCCCCCACAGCAGCAGCGGCUCAUCUACAGUGGUAAACAGAUGAACGAUGAGAAGACAGCAGCUGAUUACAAGAUACUAGGUGGCUCUGUCCUCCACCUGGUGUUGGCUCUGAGAGGAGGAGGUGGUCUUAGGCAGUGAUGGACCCCCCCCUCCAUUUUACCUCCUUGCCCUGUCACUCGUAAUGAGGCAUCAUAUAUCCUCUCACUCUGUGGGACACCAGAGCCACCGCCCCCUCUCCUGGAUGCCCAGUCUUGUGUGUCUACUGGUGGGAGACUGUGAGGACCCCAGGAUGCAGUGUUCCUGACCCAAAGGGCCUUUGCUGGCUGUUGGGUUUUAGUUUGCAGUCCUGUGUGCUUCCCUCCCUUAUGGCUAUGUCCCAGGUUGUCAAUAAAAUAUUUCCUGGCCUCCUA